This is a messenger RNA of Neoarthrinium moseri, 1200 nucleotides long. RefSeq lists its product as uncharacterized. Lineage: Eukaryota; Fungi; Ascomycota; Sordariomycetes; Amphisphaeriales; Apiosporaceae. Bases 1 to 1200 code for a protein of 399 amino acids. The transcript has 2 exons. The record is from RefSeq and is a predicted model, not a curated record.
AUGAGACCAUGCGCGGCGCUGCGAGGUAGCACUGCUAUCCACAGCCCCUCACGUAUCUUGCGUACACAAUGGCAGCCCUACAGUUCCCGGGCCGAGGCGUCGCAACAGGCGAGCCCGGUGGCCACGGCCGCUGACGACCAGACACCAGCUGCGCCUUUUCACAUAGACCAUGAGUCGAAGACGAUCAAGACGGCGGUUGGCGACCUUCCCCUGUCCCCUGUCAUGGAUCCGACGUUCUGGGAGGCACGCGACCGCUUCAAGAAGAUGAAGCCGAAACCGGGCAAACCACAGAACGUCUUCGAGAGGGAAUUCCGGAAGAACCCUUUUGCACAGGCUCUAGCCACCCCGGUGCGCCAUGACAUGACGACACAAACACGCCUGCCCAGCUUCUUCUUCCAGGACUUCAAGCUCAUCACACACCCGGAGACGGGCAAGCCGUGGUGGGUGCCGCGGAGCCUUGCGCUGCACGAGCCCCCGACGGCCACCGAGUCCCCCGAAUAUUCCGAGAACAUGGGGGAACCGGCCGAGGAGGACACGGGAGUCACGGGCAGCGGCGACGUAGCUCCCAAGGCAACGGCUGCUGCGACAGGCCUGAUUCCGAAACCCGGCAGCGCCUUUGCGCCCUCGGGAUAUGUCCUGGCCAGGCAAGACUUGAUCAAGUCCGUGCUCGACCGCAAGUCUCGCAAUUUCAACCUUCACCGGCGAUUGCUUGCACAGACAUCAACUAGACACAAGCCUGUAGGAGGCACCGCUGUGUGGCGGGAGGACAUGGAUACACUGAUACUCGACCAGAUGCGCCAGCAGAUCGUCCAGAAUGUCCUGUACCUCUCGCAGAUGUGUGAGACUGCGAACCGGUAUUACAUUGUGCGGUGCUUUGGCUGGGACGACAUCAAGUUCAAGCAUCGAGGUGCGGUCCUGUGGUUCGGUCGUGAAGCCGGCGAGGAGACCGGGAAUGAUGUUGUCAAGCCUGGCCGCUUUGCCACUUAUGACUUUGAGACUUCGGGAGGUGCCGCCAAGACCAGUGUUCUAGUUCACAACAUGCCCAUGCUCCUGGGAGAUCAGUACUCCGAACAGCUGCGACGGGAGGCCGGCGUCUUCAAGGAAGGGUCACUCUUCAUGCUUGCGGGGCGGAGAACCACAGACUUGCAGUUGAUGCUCUGGAAACUUCAGGGGUACCUGUCGGACUCGAGCAAAUCGUGA